AUAAACCUGACCUGGACUGAUGCCCAGGCUUACUGCAGAGAGAACUACACUGACUUGGCUACCAUUGACAAUAUGGAGGAAAUGAAAAGACUAACUGAGUCUGUAGGCUCUGAUUAUACUGGAGAAGCUUGGAUAGGACUGAAGAAAGGAACAUCAUGGAGAUGGCAGUGGUCCUCAGGAGAAGGAGGCACUGGGUACAUCAACUGGGAUAUAAGUCAACCAAACAACUUGUAUAAUAAUCAGCACUGUACCGAAGUCCGAAACAAUGGUAAAUGGAAUGAUUUUUACUGUUCAACAUCAAGUUAUUUCAUCUGUUAUACUGCACAGGUCACCUGGCCUGGGACAUGGGAUAUGACACCAUGUGAUGAAAAGCAUCCAUUCAUAUGCUAUGAUGAUAACCUGAUCUUGGUAAAUAGUAACAUGACCUGGAAUGAAGCCCUGAAUUACUGCAGAACGUACCAUUCGGACCUGGUGUCUGUCCACAAUGAGGAGAUCCAGUACUGGGUCAGUAGGAUGGCUGAGAAGGCCUCCACUGAUCAUGUCUGGCUGGGGCUGCGCUUCUCCUGCUACCUGAACUUCUGGUUCUGGGUCAGUGCAGAAAAUGUCUGCUACCAGAACUGGGCCCCAAACAACAUAUCCAACAGUAACUUGUGUGGAACCACAGGGGCAUUACAAUCUAAAGACCCACAAUACUGGGUCAGCCUGCCUGAGACUAAGGAGCUCAACUUCAUCUGCUCUAAAUAUCCAAUUCCCACAGGAAAGAGAACAGUGGUGAGACUGACUGUCAGAACUGAUGGAAAAGUAAAGGAUCCUGCAUUCAGCAGCCUUCUGUUAAUGCAGUUAAAGGAGAAACUGAUCAGCGCAGGCAUGUCAGAAGGCACCACACUAUCCUGGAGGACUCAACCUGAUGGCCAAAUCUUCCAUCUAAAGGACUAAAGAGCAUAAAUGACAAGGAGUCUGUGAAUUUGGAAGAGACGAAUCCUCAGUGUGUCUGGAAUCGCAGAGGGAUCUGAAGACCAAAGCAGGCCAAUAUGCGUUGAUUUGCACAUAACGCAAAGAAACGUUUGCUUUCUAGUGAAUUCAUGAUCAUACAAGUGAUUUUCUAUCCUUCUGCAUCUGCAUAAUAUAAACUUUCAUUUGUGCUGAUCCUGAAACAGAUAAUUGCUAACUGCAUUUCAGGCCUCACAGUGCUCACUGCUUUCCUUGGUGUGUUUUAGUUUAAUAGACGAUAAACAUUUAGAGCUUCAUGAUUCCAGGGUUGUGGGUUUAGCUCCGGCCCCAAGUUCUGAAUUUGUGAAGCUUGAAUGUUCUCCUGCCAUUUGCAUGGGUCUCCUUUGGAUACACAAGAUACCCUCCACAACUGUUGAUAAAAACAUUUAAUAACAUACAGAAAACUACAAAUUAUUACACAGGUGUGUAGAGUGUUGUGUUCCUACUACAUGCAUUGAACCUUAGUGAGGAGUCAAUAAAAAGUCUUAUGUGCUAUGGGCUCAUUAAUGUAGCAGGUUGUAAAAUUCAUAAUGACUGUAUAAAUGAUUACAUUCUUACACAGAUAUCAAUAAUUGCCAUAGACACACACAAUAACACAAAGCAUCCAUGCCAGAAAAACCCAGGCCAAGGCCCCACCCCUUAACAGGACACAGACACCAUUCACCUCUAUGGGAAAUUUGGGCUGCUCUAAUUCACCUAAACAUGGUUGGAGACUAAGAAGGAAACUAGGGAAAAAAAAACCCAUGAUGAUAAAA
This is a messenger RNA of Paramormyrops kingsleyae, 1745 nucleotides long. NCBI's taxonomy places the organism in Eukaryota, Metazoa, Chordata, Actinopteri, Osteoglossiformes, Mormyridae. The record is from RefSeq and is a predicted model, not a curated record.